AAAAACCUACAUAUCCGUGCAACGGGAUAUGAGCUUGCGUCUGAAACCUAAAACACCAACCCCUCUCUCUCUUCGCUCUCAUCUCACUCUUCAAUGCAAUCUUUACAGUACACCUCUGAAUCCUUUCAGUUUCAAAAUCCAUGGAGGCCCACUAACCACUGCCCUUGCUCUAAAUCUCAUCCGUUCCAUUUGAAUCAAUGGAAGCCAAAAAACCGAAAGCCCAUGGUUUCUCUCUCUAAAAAUCCUGGAUUUUUACAUGGGUUUUUAUCAGACGGUCACGAGAGAGAAGAACAGCAGGAUUUGGUUCAGAAGCCAUGGGUACAUACUAGCAACCACCUUCUCCCAAAACCCCAUCAAUUAAAACUGAAUCAAUGGAAGCUAAGAAUCAGAAAACCCAUGGUUUCUCUCUCAAAAGACCCUGGUCUUUCAUCUGGGUUUUGGUCUGAAAGCUAUGAGAGAGAGGAGGAACAUGAGUUCAUUCACCUUCCUGUAGUAUUUCACCAGGGGAGUCGAGUUUCUCAGUAUACAUGGGAUGGUAAGCAUAUCAAGUUGGUGGGUUUCCAUGAGGAAGGUUUAAAUUGCAUUGGUUCUCUGUGUCUUGGUAGGGUUUUCGGGAAUUGGGUGGAGAUGAUGAAUUGCAGUGCGAGAAAGUUGUUUGUUCCACAAAAAGUUCAGGAAAAUUACAUGGGUUAUUUAAAGUGGAAGCUUUUACAUCGUGUUUUUAGCUCAGCUCUCAAGGUUGUUGCUACUCAGGCCAUGUUUCGAGCUAUUGGAAUUGGAAAUUGUCGAUCUCUUGCAUCUGCAGCUGCCCUGAAUUGGGUUCUUAAAGAUGGACUUGGACGACUUAGCCGCUGCAUAUAUACUGCUAGCCUUGGAUCAGCUUUUGAUACUAACUUAAAGAGAGUGCGGUUUUCAACAUCUCUCCUGUUCAGCUUGAGUAUUGGAGUUGAGAUGCUGACUCCAUAUUUCCCCAACUACUUCUUGCUUCUUGCAACAAUUGCCAAUGUGGGAAAAUCCAUAAGUUUGGCUGCCUACUUAGCAACAGGGUCUGCAAUACAUAGGAGCUUUGCAAUUGCGGAUAAUCUUGGGGAAGUUUCAGCCAAGGCUCAGAUUCAAACAGUCUGUUUUGAUAACCUGGGUCUUAUGCUUGCAGCUGUAUUGAAUAUUGUAUGCAAGAAUAACCAAAGAUUACAAGCAACCCUCCCAUUGGUUGUAUACCCACUUUUCUCUGCGGUUGACUUGAUGGCUAUUUAUCAAGCCCUCAAACACGUGCAUCUGCAAACCUUAACUAAGGAUAGACUAGAAAUCAUCAUAAGAAAAUGGAUUUAUUCGGGAUAUGUCCCUUCAGCCGCAGAAGUGAGCGAUACAGAAGGAAUUAGUUUUCUUAGGUUAGCAGGCAGUGAGCCAUGGCCCAUCAGAAUCGGAUGUGUUGAUUCGAAGGAUCCUUCGCCCCAGUGCUCAGUGCUGACAAUGCAAUCUCUAGGAGGCGAUGAUCUCUAUUUCAUAUGCAUGGAAACAUCUUGUAAGGGUUUUAGAAGAAAGCGACAAAGAGGGAUGGUACUUUGUCUUCACGAAGGGGCAGGCAACAAAGAAAUUAUUUUGGGAAUGCUGCAGGCUUGCUACAUGAGAAGGGCCCUUGUUUCAGACCGAUGUAGCUUGGCAUUGGGGAAUGGUUCACCAUGCUCUGGUUACUGGUCCCCUGUUUACAUGAGAGAGUGGUUUGAAAUGGUGGAGGAGAGUAAGCAAUAUGCUAGGGCAGAGGUAUCGGAACUUAUUGAAGAAAUGAGGAAGUUGGGUUGGGCUGUGAAGAAUGUUUUGUUGAAUACCCAAGAACAGAUCAGAUACAGUUUCAAUGGAGCUUGAGAAGAUGAGGUUUUCAGAUAAUUGAAAACCUUUAUAAACCACAGAGAGAGCUGGGUCUUCCUGGAAGAGGGAAUCGUCAUCCCCCAUCAGAGUGAGAGAGAUGAUAAUGGCUUUGAAAUUAUUCAGAGAGAGAGAGAGAGAGAGAGAGAGAGAGAGAGAGAG
Molecule: messenger RNA, 2025 nt
Organism: Amborella trichopoda
Lineage: Eukaryota; Viridiplantae; Streptophyta; Magnoliopsida; Amborellales; Amborellaceae
Gene: RUS4
Product: root UVB sensitive protein (Protein of unknown function, DUF647)
Source: RefSeq, a predicted model, not a curated record